Molecule: messenger RNA, 4872 nt
Organism: Archocentrus centrarchus (flier cichlid)
Lineage: Eukaryota; Metazoa; Chordata; Actinopteri; Cichliformes; Cichlidae
Gene: cbfb
Product: core-binding factor subunit beta
Exons: 7
Coding region: 374-898 (174 amino acids)
Biological process (GO): regulation of transcription by RNA polymerase II
Cellular component (GO): core-binding factor complex; nucleus
Molecular function (GO): sequence-specific DNA binding; transcription coactivator activity
Source: RefSeq, a predicted model, not a curated record
GAGAGGGAGAGGGAGGGAGAGCUACACGGUCAAACUGAGCUUUAUCUAUCGCUGUGGGUCACUUAACAAGAGCCAUUUGGAGCCAGAGGCGACCCGGAGCGCGCAGGAGCCGCAGGCAGAGGCAGAUCAUCAGUGUAUGAGCAGCAGUCAUAAUCACAUAGAACAGUAGUUCAGAGCGCAUUGCUCCACACAGGGAAGAAGAAAAAACACACACACACACACACAGACAGAAAGACACGGAAGAGAAGUGAGUGAAAGAGAGGCUGAGUGAGGGACGGACGGCAACGCACAGUUUAACUUCUACUCUGCGCUGCGGAAUAAUUAAAAAGAGGCGAAAAAGUGAAACUCAAGUGGCCGCAAAGUGUUGGUGAAGAUGCCGCGGGUAGUCCCGGACCAGAGGAGCAAGUUUGAGAAUGAGGAGUUUUUCCGCAAGUUGAGCAGGGAGUGUGAGAUUAAAUAUACUGGUUUCAGAGACCGGCCCCAUGAGGAGAGACAAGCUCGGUUCCAGAAUGCCUGCAGGGAUGGACGGUCAGAAGUGGCCUUUGUAGCGACAGGUACCAACCUCUCUCUCCAGUUCUUUCCAGCCAACCUCCACGGAGAUCAGAGGCAGGUUCCUACAAGGGAAUACGUCGACUUCGAAAGGGAGACAGGAAGGGUCUAUUUAAAGGCCCCUAUGAUAUUGAAUGGGGUGUGUGUGAUCUGGAAAGGCUGGAUUGACCUACAAAGGCUGGAUGGGAUGGGAUUUCUGGAAUAUGAUGAAGAAAGGGCACAGCAUGAGGACGCUCUGGCUCAGGCCGCGUUUGAAGAGGCUCGACGCAGAACAAGAGACUUUGAGGACAGGGAGCGAUCGCACAGAGAGGAUCUAGAGGACCCUGUGGUUUCUAAAAUCUGGGACUGAUGACACACAGACAGCCAGCAGAAAAGAACAGGUCCAGACGACAGCAGGACCCCAGCCCUGGCUCAAACAUGGCCAACGCUGACAUGGAACACAAGAUGCGCUGAGGAGGAGGAAGUUAUGGAUGGAGGAAGAGUAGAAAAUCCGUGCCGCCUUGUCCAUUCACUUUCAACACAAUCAACUGGAAAAAAAAAAAGUCAAAUGAAACUGCAGUUGUAGAUCUGUUGUUUCUCGUGAUUUACAUCAGGUUUGAUAUCAUCAUUUUCACAUGCCAAACCUUUUUUUUUUUUUUUUCAGUAUUUGAAUGCAGAUGAAAACUGAUUGAAUUGAAAGUGAAUAAAAACCCUAGAAAAGAAUGGCUGAGGACGUAAAAGACCUGGGCAAAAAGUAGAUAUAUAAAUGUUUAAAUGCUGAAGAAGGAACAUGAGCAGUUAAUAUUGCAUGAUAUCGUAGAUGUUCGGGUUUUUUGUUUUUUUGGUUUUAGUCAAAUGACAUUUUCACAUAUAUAAAGUCAUUCAGAUUUAAAAGCUUUGAUAUUUUUUGUCCAGGUCUGAAAGGAAAUUGAUGAAUAGGGGUAGUUUUGAGUACCAAAAUGUAUUUUCUAUUAAUAUAACUGUUGAAAAUAGAGCAAGAAGGCCUGUAAGGGGGUAUUAAUGUCAGUAAAGGGGGAAGAGGUAGUGCAGAAACUGGAAGAAGCAGUUAAAAGAGAUUUUGUUGUGGCUCAGGGUCACAGCGUACCAGCAUCAAAAAUGAGGUGUUGGGGGGAAGAAAAAAAAGAUUUCUGCAUUGUUCAGUGUUGUGCAACACUUCAGAUUUGUUAGCAUGCCCUUGUUUACCCCGACUAUACCUAGCUCACUUCCUAAAGCCUGCUGUUUUCUGAGACCAAAGUUCACUUUGCUGGAAAGGGGAGGGAAAGGGGACCGCAGGGAGGGAAUAAAAGAAGAGGGAAACUUUAGUUGCAUUUAAAUUAAAAAAAAAAAAAAAAAAGGAGGAGAGUACCCAGGGAGAAUAUUACCAGGCUGUAAGGUUAACAAGUGUUUGCUGUACUAUAUUGUUAAUUAUGUAUCAAAACAUCACUAUGGUGAGUUACCUGUGACAAUGGAAUCACAGGUUAUGUAGCAACAAUCUGAAGGUAGGACAUUCAACAAAAAGAAAUAUGCUACAAUAUCGGUGGCUCUGGAAGCAACUGGGAAAACGAUGCGUUGUUUUUGUGGACAGGGUGGGUUGAUUCAGAUGUCUUUUGUCUUCCAAGGGGUUUUGCACUAUGUGAUACAAUGUCUUGGUCUUUCUUUAGAUGCAUGAAACCAAACACAGACCUACCUAUGCUCUUUGUGUUUCCCUAUGUGGCCUAUCUAUCAUCAGAGCAAUCUUUACAGCGCUUUGAUUUGGGAUGACAGGGUGAUUCAAAACGAUGUCAUCAGGUGGGGCCCCUACUGCAGACCCCAGCAGGAGCACGCCUGGAGAGGCGCAAAGCAUCUGUGUCCUUAUGGGACUUUUCAUAUUUUCCCUAAUGUCAAACCAAAUGGCUAAAAUGUCACCAAGGAUCACCUCAGCUUGCUCUGUGCAAAGAUUUAAAAAAAAAAAAAAAGGAGUCACUGUCUAAUGAAACAGCUGUAUCUCCAAAUGUUGACAUUUUCAUUUUUAAAGUGCUUUAAAGGGUUGAGAACAUUAUAUAUUUGUAAUCCUUAAAAAGAAAGCAGGGCUUCUUUGUUUGCUCAUAAAAGUUAAACAUAUUUAACAUAUUUUCAUCAGACAGUGACCAUCAGUCACAUGCCACUAUAAGAUUAGACUUUUCAAACGGUACAUGCUAACAAGCUAAAAAUAAAAUAAAUAAAAUCAACUUUAAUAACUCAUUAUCCCCAGAGAUCCAUUAGAGUUAUAGAAUCCAUCCAAUCAAGCAGCCAUUCAUCACGAAAGGACAAAAAAAAGCCUAAAUGCAGUCUACCAUCCCAUGUCCUGUUGCAGCACUAGUGUAAUGAAAUGGUAUGUUUUUGUUUGUUUAGUUAUCUUAUCAUUUUUGUGUGAAAGUCAUGAUGUUUACUUUUUAUAUUACUUCUCACUUCUGUAUAUGUAGUCGCUUUUGUUCAUCUUCUGGCUUUGUUAUGAAGCAGCAGUAGCAGUAGGCUAUUCUGUGUAAACUUAAGUUUAAAAAAAAAAACGUCUCCAGAAACUUGGGAGGUUUGAGGACUUUAGUUGGAUUUAUUUUCCAAGUGUUCUUUCAUUAAUGUUAUUAUUUUUAUUGUUGUUGUUUUUAUUUUUUUAGGAAAUCCACUUCCUGGGUUAAAUACAUUGAAUGUGGAUUGACUCAAGCCCUGUUAACAGGCAACAUUUUUUUUUUUAUAUUUUGCAACUGAAAUUUUGUUUCAUUUUCCAGUGUAUUUUACAUUUAGUGCACUCAACGGUUUUAUUAUAAUUAUUAUAACCAAGAAAACUCCUUUGUUCCUGCCUUUCUUUCUUCUAAGUCUCAUUUGUUAGCAGUUGUAUUGAGCUCCACAUAAAAUAAGAAAAAUCUUAUUUUUUUGUACAUUGAACGCCAUGAGUUUGUAACUUUUAUGAGAUGUUUUGCAAUAAUGUUGCUAAAAAUGAUAGUUUAAAUUAAAAUAAAAAGAGAAAAAGUAAUGAAAACUCAAACAAUGAGAAGAGACUUGAUGAAGUUAUAAGUUACAUUUAAGUUAAGGCCUCGAGAUACAAAUGAUGCCUUAACUGAAAAUGGUCAAAGGCUCCUUUGUAAUCAAGACUUCACAGAGAUUCCUUCCUCUGUUUCUCCUUGCAUUGAGUACGACAAAAAAAAAUCAUUCUGACUUUUAUACAUAGAAGGACUUAAUUAGGUUAAUUUAAUCUUUUUUGUUUUGUUUUGUUUUUUCCCUUGGAGAUUAUCAAGAGCACAGAGAAAAGCUUACCUUAGAGUCCUCAGAUCCUGCAAAGUCAGCUGGCCUUGUGACUCGGUGCUUAGUUAGUUUAAGAACGUGCAAAAUAUAUUUUCUGUCUGAGGUUACCUUCACUGGGAUAAGUGGUGCAUUUAUGUUUUCUGGGUUUAGUUAAAGUUAUGUUGAAAAGUUGAGCAGAUGAGACAUGGCAGUCAGAUGGCACUGAAGACUUUGAGUGGGGUGAAGGGACAGAGGGAGGCAUUUGAACGUGAGUAUAAAGCAGGUUGUGGCAUAAGAUGAGAUUAAGGAAAUGUUGGUUUAAAGCUUUCGUACCUUUACAGGAAUGGUGGUUGAUGUUUUAAUGAGGCUGUUUUAAAGGGCAGAAAUUUUUGGGAUUACGAAAUCUAAAUCUUUAAUUUAGUCAAGGAUGGUAAAAAAUUGCAUUUUCACUGAUGGGUUUGAGCAUUAAUGAACCAGUAUAGCACAAUGAAAAGCAAGAAGUAGGUGUCAAAAGCAGCAUGGUGUGAGAUGUUUUCACCGAGGUGGUGUUUUUAUAAAGUAUGUCACAAAGUAACAAAUGUACCAAGGCUGAUUAGCAUGAACACUACUGUAAUAAAUGUGUUAAAUCUGCCACUUCUUGGUCAAAUCUGAAACUAUAUAUUUAUGGAUUUAAACAGUGUGCUCAGGUUAAGAAACACUGGUGAGAGAUUAAUUGUAAGUUAGUAACUGAGUCAAAGAUUUAGGUUGUAGUUUGUGAACACAGUAUUCCUGUCCCUACCCAGCCAGUUUAAAAAUUGAACCACACCUCAGGUGGAAUCCAUCCUUCAGUUUUCUUAAUGCAGGCAUUAAGGCAAACCAUAAAACAUUUUCUUUCCUUUUUCUUUUUUCUUUUUUACCUAAACUGUUGAUCUUCUUAAUUGUUUAACUUAUUUAUACUUACAACAGCUCUGUGAUAUUUAACGGCUUGUGCACACUCUCAGUUUCUCCUCCCUGCACGUGGUCUGUGUUUCCCUCUCUUUUAGGGUUGAGCUUGUCCUCCCAGAGGAAAUAUGAGAUACUCAAUUUAAAAUGUUGGACAUUUUUCAAAAUAAACCUGUAUUAAUUCUUGUA